AAAUAUCAAGGUUUGCAUUGAUAAGAUGCCAAUUGAUCCAGUGGCGCUGAAAAAGAAGAUGAACCGAAUGACCUCUGAUCCCGGAGUGUUUGCCGUCCUUAGCAGCUUACUGCUCUAUAUCACAGACCGUGGUGAUGAAUCUCCCCAGGUGCCCCCUAAGAAGGCCAAAUUGGCUGAAAGCAAAGAGAACAAGAGAGAUAGUAACCCAGAGUCCCAGGAUCCCAACAGCCAUAGGCGACCCACCAAGUUCCAGAUUCUACAAUCCAGGUUCAUGAAUCCAAACCGUGAGCCCUACAUCAAAAAGACAAGGGAGGUAGGGAGACUGAUAUUUAAGGACAGACAAGGAGCCAACAGGAGCUUUGUGAACACUACCAUUAACAAGCUCCUAGAAAAAACCAAAGAGAACACAGGAGAGAACAAAAAGUCAUUGCCAGCUGAGAAAUCCAGGUGGAUUAACCCCACGGGGAAGAGCACAGUGAAAAAUAUUCUGAAGAUGUUCCUGGCAGCCGAGGAGAAGGAAGCAAAAGAGAAAGAAGCGAGAGAGAACCCUCCAGUCAGGAAGCAGAGAGCACCCACUGGGGUUUUGCCAAAGAUUGUCGGCAAAAAGAACCCAGUCUUUUCCAAACUCAAGGAGAAGUUCGAACAAAGUGGUACGCUUUGCUCAGAGGCAAAUGUGUUGCUUCUGCGUAAAGAGGACAGGAAGAAAAAGAUUUUGCAAAGGAAAAAGAUGCACAAGCCAGAAAUCCGGGUGCUACGUCUGGCCACACUGGCUAGCACCAAUAUAAAGACCCCACUGGCUCAACAUUUGGCCUGCACAGCCGAGCCCAUGCCUGCUUUCAGCCUCGCCACUGUAAUCAGCAACCCUUUUAGCUGGAUGUCACACAGCACUAAAAUUAGUCGGUCUUAUUCUCAGACUGCUCCCAGGAGAGAAACAAGCAAGUCUUCCAGCCUCCAGCUUAUUAAACCUGAUGAAACUAAAAUAUCGGAAAACAUGCCACUAGACAGAGAGAACAAAGGGCAGCUAGAAAACAUGCAACAUUCAAUGCCCAAGGUCAUGGCUAAUCAAGGGAACCUGGUGGAGUCGAAAAUAGCUGGCUACGGUGCUGGACCUGGUUUUCUUCCGAUAACAGGCUCCUCUUCUGCUUUAUGUGAAAACAAAGGCCUUCUAGCCUGCCCUCCCAUUAUAUCUCCACACAGUCCAUGCAUGCAAAGGGUUGCUGGAUUAGCUGGACCUGAUAAGAUUUUAGCAUCGAGGGGAGAGAAUACAGCAGAGAGCUUAUGGGAAGCCAGCCCACGGGUCAAUUUAGCUCAUCCCAGUGCCUCUAGACAGGAUAGAUCACAGAAUAGCCUCCAGGAUGUAGGAGUACGAGAAAUUCCUGAAAUUACCAUGAGUAUCUCUACUUCUGAGGAGGAACCAGAAAUAAUAUCCCCAGACUCAGAAAGAGAGAACCUAUUUGCAACCCAAAAAUGUUUCACAGAACAGAAAGCAUCAGAAAAUAUUCCAUCAUUUUGCUCUUCUGCUGUCAAGGCUUCUCGUAGUAUCCAGUCUACAAUUGACCCCCCACAAGUAACAAUUCAAAUGCCAGUUGUUUACAAAAUGCCACCCCUUUCUACCACUCAACAAAGUGCUUCCAGUUUUGAAGGCAAUCGUCCACGUGUGCCUGAGGGAAAGGACAAGCUCAGAGAUAAGCAACAAUUAUUCCCUACUGAAUACAAAAAUGAUGACCAAGACACAGUUAUAUCCAGCAAUCUAGUUAAAAAUCCAAUUCAACUCUCUAUUUCCUCCAAGCAAAAUGACCCAAACAUCCAAGAACUACAAGCAGAGUCGAUGGGUACAGCAUUGAGUGAUGCGUUUAAUUUCAACCAUAAGCCCCCAGCUACCAUUCUGACCCAGAAACUUCAAGAAAAUGACGCCAGAGAGGAGAACGAGUCUGUCUUUAAAAGAUCCCCUAUGGCUCUGCAGAAUGAUUUCGUGAGUCCUGGAAGUAAGAGCAAUACUUAUUUUAACUCUGAGAAACACAAAUUACCUGAAUCAAACAAGAAGCCCGAGCUUAGAAAUAGCACCUCAGUUGAGAGAAAUAGUACAUGCGACACUAGUAUGCAUCCAGUGCCAUCCAGUGACUUGAUGAAGUCUGAGAACCAUGCUCAGAAGGGCAGGGAAAGCUUGUGUAACCAAAAAGAAUUUGAAGGGCCUUCAUUAAAGGACUCUGCUCAGGCCCUCAACAUAACUAAAGGAAAUAUUAAUCAUGCUGUUGGCAAGUACAAAUGGAAUUCAUCAACUGACAUGCCCCAACCUAGCAACGAUGCCACCACGGAGAAGGCCGUAGGGAACUAUAAGAAACAGGCAGCGCUGUCACUAGGUGACACCCCAAACACAGAAAAUAAUAUUACAGGAGAGAUGAAUAGCUUAAGUAACUACAAGGAAAAAGAAGCAUCAACAAAUUAUUUUGUGGCACAUGGAAAUUAUCUUGUAGAAGAGAAUUGCUCUCGUAAACCUGGAAGGCACCAACUAUUGGCAUCAAAUGAACCAGCAAAGCAUGAAAAUAGUACAACAACAGAAAGGAGUCUCCUGAGUGACAAUGGGAAGUGCCAAAUUUCAGCACCAAAGUCUCUUUUGAUACCUGAAAGUGGUUCUAUGGAAGAUAAUACACAUCAUAAGCUUGACACACACCAAUUAUCUACUUCAAAUGAAAUGGCAAGGAGCAAAACCAGUGCCUCGGUGGAAAGGAAUACCUCGGGUGAUGUUGAAAAGAGACAUAUGCCAAUGUUGGGUUAUUCCAAGAUACAGGAGAACAGUGCAACGAUGAAAGAACGUGUCUUGGGUGAUUCUGAAAAGAAACAAAUGACAACAGAUUAUACUGUAGCCCAGGAAAACAGGCCAAGAGUAGAAAGGACUUUAUUGAGUGAUACUGAAAAGAACCAAAUUCCAAAAUCCCAUUAUUCCAUGAUUCAAGAAAACAGUGCGAGAGAGAAUACUUGUCAUAGUUUAGAUAAGGAGCAGUUAACUUCUAAUGAAUUGGCAAAGGGGAAAAGCAACACUGAAUCAGCAAGACUUUCUAUUGACACAGAGAAGAGCUUUGAUGCCGCUUAUCAAGCCCCAUUAUCGAAAGCGGGAGUGAAACAAGUAAAUGUUAGUGCUGAAAAAAGGAAAAAUAAACUAGACAAGCACCAGUUACCUUUGUCCAAUACAUUUACAAAGCAUGAACCUGGGAUUCCAGACAAAGAUAACUCCAAGUUCAAUUGUGAAGAGUACCAACUAACCCUGGAAAAUGUGGGGAGGCAGGGACAUCCCACAAUUCAAAAGAAUAAUAGUUUGAGUAACCCAAGGAUAUCCCAGGUGCCACCACCAAAUGAUUCUGGGCUGAAGGAAGUCAAAUCCACAAGCCAAAAGGCUACCUCCAGCAUUGCUGAAAAGCAUCAGAUGCCAUCAUCAAAUGAUUUGGUAGGACCUGAAAACCUUUCUGGCGGAAUGAAGGAUGUCUGCCGAAACUUAGAGAAGGGCCAGUUACAUUUGCCAAAUGAGGUGGCAAAGCAUGAAAAUAGUCUGGUUCAGAAAGGUGGUGCCCAAGCAGAGAAGAGCCAGACAGUACCUCCAAAGAAUGCUGAGAAGCCUUUAAGCAGCACUUCUGUAGGACAAAUGAAAACUGUCUCGAAAUUACAACCCAAGAACAAGAAAACAAAAGAUGACUUGGAGAAAACCGUUAGUGAUACUACAGAUAAAAAAGAUACUUUCAACAGCAGUGAGAAAUGUCAAAGGCCAUCAUUGGGUGACGUUAGGAAGAAAGAAAACACUCCCAUGAUUCAAAAGAAUCAUACUACAGAUAGAAAAGAAACUUUCAAAGGCAGGGAGGAAUCUCAAAGGCCAUCAGCGAGUGAUGUUAGGAAGAAAGAAAACACUAUCUCAAAGUCAAAAGGCACCCAACAAAUCACAAAAAAGGUCAGUGUACCUUCCCCUGAACUUUUAGAGAAAUCUGACUCUAUUCCUGUCAAAGGCAAAACACCAUGCCCUGAUUCUGGGGAGUCUCAAAUCUCGUCAUCCAGUGACCCAGAGAGGUAUGAAAGCAAUCCUGAGGAAGAGAAGGAAAUCUGGGGCAGAAGAGACAAAUCGAAAGAACCCAAGAAACAAGCUAGAUUGGCAUCAUUUGCUAAAUACAAAGCUCAAAGUUUUAGUGACCAAGCCUCCUUUGAUUUAUCAUUUAAACCGAUGAUUGUUAGAGCAAAUGAUACAUUUAAGCUCCCUAAAUAAGAUAAAUGAACACUUUGUGUAUCAUGGUAUCAGUUCACCAUUACUGUUUUAUCAGAUUUUUUCUUACCACCUCUAAACUAUUGCAAGAUCUCAGCCUGACUUCCACAUAUGGGAUUGUUGGAUUUAGUGAAGUAUUUCUUUCCCAUUCUGUUUUACAUGAAAUGUAUGUUGAAAGCAUUGAAGCUUGGAAGAACUUAGUGAUCGAGAGUGCUCUUUACAUUGGAAUGUUUUAUCAAGGGAGGCUGGGAAAAAAAACCCUUUUCUGGAGAGUUUUAAAGUGCUUUAGGCACCUAAUAGGGACUUAAUGAAUGUUUGUUUUGCAUUUAGGAACUAUGAUCCCCAGAGGCAGGGAAAUAUCCUGAAAAGUCAUAUUUUAUUCCUUCCAGCCAUGGGAAUAUUCACAGUCCAGGAAGAGGUGGAAUUUUCUUCCUUCCUUCCUUUCUUCCUUCCUUUUUUCCUUCCUUCCUUCCUUUUUUCCUUCCUUCCUUUGUUUUUUCCU
Messenger RNA from Trichosurus vulpecula (common brushtail), 4745 nucleotides. RefSeq lists its product as uncharacterized. Bases 26 to 4246 code for a protein of 1406 amino acids. The transcript has a single exon. The record is from RefSeq and is a predicted model, not a curated record. Lineage: Eukaryota; Metazoa; Chordata; Mammalia; Diprotodontia; Phalangeridae.